Molecule: messenger RNA, 399 nt
Organism: Rotaria sordida
Lineage: Eukaryota; Metazoa; Rotifera; Eurotatoria; Philodinida; Philodinidae
Source: the annotation of a GenBank genome assembly
AUGAAUCGACCACUCAUCAAACGACAAGCAGUAGUUACGAAUCUGAUUGUUGAUGCAUCACUUAAACAAUCUCACCAUGAUCAAUCUUCUUCACUCAAUAUUAAUCAAGAAUUCGUUAAUGAAUCUGAAGAUGAUGAUGAAUAUAAUUAUAAUCAUUUAUCAAUUACUUCUCUGUCAGUUUGUACAUCUCAAACUAACUCGCUAAUCAUUCUUCAAAAUGAAUCAAUAGUAGAAUUGACUAUCGAUAAAUCCUGCUAUAAUUCGAAUUUCACAGGAUCAAAUGAAAUUUCUUCUUCUGAAAAAUUAUCAUUGACACAACAACAUGAAGAUGAACCUGAUACAACUAAAGAAGACGAAGAAUCUUGUUCAAUUGUUAAACAAAAACGUACGAAGCAUUAG